CUAUCGACGCUGCUCUAAAUGUUUUUGCAGGAAAUGAGUUUACUUCUGAAUACAAAUAUGACGGAGAACGUGCACAGGUAUUUUCAUAUUUGUGAACAAUAGAUUCAUUUAAGGAGUAACGGCACAGUUGAAGUAUACAGCCGUAAUCUGGACUGCACAAGUGCUAGAUUUCCAGAAAUAUCCUCAAUAAUGCUGCAAUGCGUUUCAAAAGACAUAAAAACAUUUAUUUUGGAUGCCGAAACUGUUGCUUGGGACUCUGUUGAGAGUAAAGUGAUGCCUUUCCAACUUUUGUCCACCAGAAAACGCAAAGUUUGAAUUUUUAAAUUGAAGUCAAAGGAUGUAAAUGUGGAUGAGAUAUCCGUUUCUGUCUGUAUUUUUGCAUUUGAUAUUCUCUACAUAAACGGAAACUCACUUUUAACUAAUUCGUUGAGAGAAAGACGGAAAAUUUUGCAUUCAUCAUUUAGUUCACUUCCUGGGAAAUUUAUGUUUGCGGAAUAUACCGAUUCAUUUGAAAAUGAAGAAAUCGAUAACUUUCUCACAAGUGCACUCAAAAGUAGAUGUGAAGGCCUCAUGCUUAAGACUCUUGAUAUUAAUGCUUCUUAUGAAAUAUCCAAAAGGAGUCAUAAAUGGCUCAAGUUGAAGAAAGAUUAUCUUGAAGGAAUGGGUGAUACGCUCGAUUUAGCUGUUUUGGGGGCUUAUUUUGGAACUGGAAAAAGAACUGGUACCUAUGGAGGCUUUUUAUUGGCCUGCUAUGACCCAGUACAAGAAGAAUAUCAAACUGUUUGCAAGGUUUUUAUUCUUGUUGAAUAUGAAGAUUGGCACUGGGUUUAG
Molecule: messenger RNA, 831 nt
Organism: Octopus sinensis (East Asian common octopus)
Lineage: Eukaryota; Metazoa; Mollusca; Cephalopoda; Octopoda; Octopodidae
Product: DNA ligase 1-like
Exons: 3
Coding region: 484-831 (115 amino acids)
Biological process (GO): Okazaki fragment processing involved in mitotic DNA replication; lagging strand elongation; DNA repair
Cellular component (GO): mitochondrion; nucleus
Molecular function (GO): DNA ligase (ATP) activity; ATP binding
Source: RefSeq, a predicted model, not a curated record